AGCCAUUCGAGAUCGUUGUUGUCGCCGUAUAAAUAUUCUACGGUAGUUUGUAUACAGCGUCAGUUGGUUUGUAGCGCUCAUUAUAGCGGUUUGUGAAGUUCCAAGAAUUUUAGUCUCAGGAGAUCCAAAAUGUUCAAGAUAAUUGCUUUGGUUGCCUGUUUGGCGGUUUUCGUUUCGGCCGAAUACUAUCUGGCUGAUCACCACCACCACGAUGAUCACCACGUAGAUUACCACGCUCAUCCCAAGUACAAGUUCGAAUACGGCGUCAAGGAUGCCCACACGGGAGAUCACAAGAGCCAGUGGGAACACCGGGAUGGGGAUAUUGUGGUGGGAACUUACACCUUAGACGAGGCCGACGGAACUCAUCGGAUUGUGACCUACAACUCGGACGAUCAUCAUGGAUUCCAGGCUCACGUGCAGCGGGUGGGACAUGCCCAUCAUCCGCACGGCGAGAGCUGGAGUAACAUCGAACAGCAUCACUAGGAAAUGUUUUAAGUGUUAUCAUACUUAUUCGAAUCAUUUGUUGUUAAGUGCGCCCAAGUGUGCGAAAAUGCCAAAAAAUUUUGCGAAUAAAAGGUUCCUCGCGAGAUGAAAUUGAAA
Molecule: messenger RNA, 600 nt
Organism: Uranotaenia lowii
Lineage: Eukaryota; Metazoa; Arthropoda; Insecta; Diptera; Culicidae
Product: cuticle protein 19-like
Exons: 2
Coding region: 130-483 (117 amino acids)
Cellular component (GO): extracellular matrix
Source: RefSeq, a predicted model, not a curated record